UCCGCCCAACGAAUAUGAAAUGAAAAAGUCCACAUCCACAACUAAAACCAAAACAGCCAAGAAGACCAAAACAAUUGUAGAUAAUCGACGUAAGGGAGGAGGAGGAAGCGGCGGAGGAGCACGUUAUGAGGAGAGAAAACAUAAACAAAUGAAAGCUUUGAAAGAACAACGAAAAUAUCAGAAACAUAAGGAAGGGCGGGGAAAGGCAAGCGAGGGUAGCGAAAUGUUAACCAUUACAACGGGACAGAGUCAAGAAAAACUAAAUGACGGCGGUAACGCCUACAUUGAGGGCUAUUACGAGGAAGACGAUGAUGAAGACGAUGCAGAAGAUAACAACACCAGCCUGGUUCCUGAUGAGGUCAGCAGCGAAAGUGAUUUAAAUAUUUGAGACCCCGGCAGCGGAGUAAGCUGAGAAAUGCGCAGCAGGCCAAGCGGGAGCGUAGCAAAUCACGUGGAGGAAAUGGUGGAGGAGGAG
This is a messenger RNA of Musca domestica (house fly), 475 nucleotides long. RefSeq lists its product as uncharacterized. The transcript is spliced from 2 exons. The coding region runs from base 20 to 388 and encodes 122 amino acids. Lineage: Eukaryota; Metazoa; Arthropoda; Insecta; Diptera; Muscidae. The record is from RefSeq and is a predicted model, not a curated record.